GCAUGCUCAGAUCCACUCAGACUCUGAUGAUCCUGCGUGUGUUUGUGGUCAGAGUUUAGUUCCUCAGGAGCCUCUUGCAGAAUGAGUUCAGCUGGAGGAGGAUCGGCCCUGCAGGUCCACGCCGUGCGGUUCGGUCCAGGUCAGGAGCUGUUGGGAUCUCUGCAGGCGUUCGUGGAGGAGAGGCGGCUGAGAGCGCCAUUCAUCAUCACCUGUGUGGGCAGCCUCACCAAGGCGACGCUCCGGCUCGCCAACGCCACAGUGACAAACACCAAUGAGGUGUUGCACCUCAGCGGGCGGUUUGAGAUCGUCUCCCUGGUGGGCACGCUCAACCCGAACGCCCACCUCCACAUCUCCCUGUCGGACAUCGAGGGCCGGACGGUCGGCGGUCACGCUCUGGGGGAUCUGGAGGUGUUCACCACAGCCGAGGUGGUCGUCGGUGAGGCGGUCGACCUGCAGUUCACCAGAGAGAUGGACUUGUACACGGGUUUCCCUGAGCUCGUGGUUCGACCACGGUCACAGACGGACCAAUCACCCUGAUUUCAUUGACUGGAACAGAGUCUCAAGAAAUAGUUACCAUGAAGCUUAAAUCAGUAUCGUCUGAUUUAUAAUAAAAAAAGGUCAAUUUU
This is a messenger RNA of Seriola dumerili (greater amberjack), 626 nucleotides long. Its product is annotated as bifunctional protein GlmU-like. The coding region runs from base 82 to 537 and encodes 151 amino acids. Lineage: Eukaryota; Metazoa; Chordata; Actinopteri; Carangiformes; Carangidae. The record is from RefSeq and is a predicted model, not a curated record. The transcript is spliced from 3 exons.